Penicillium macrosclerotiorum is the source of this 618-nucleotide messenger RNA. RefSeq names its product PIG-H family GPI synthesis protein. The coding region runs from base 1 to 618 and encodes 205 amino acids. The transcript is spliced from 3 exons. Lineage: Eukaryota; Fungi; Ascomycota; Eurotiomycetes; Eurotiales; Aspergillaceae. The record is from RefSeq and is a predicted model, not a curated record. Gene Ontology annotation, cellular component: glycosylphosphatidylinositol-N-acetylglucosaminyltransferase (GPI-GnT) complex. Gene Ontology annotation, biological process: GPI anchor biosynthetic process.
AUGCCGGGCCGCCUCAGAGUCCAGCGGCCUUCUCCAACAACGGUCAGCUUCACUGUUUCCAAUGCGCCGCGCCGCGCCAACUCCCCCGCGAAGAUCCUCUUCGGCCUCCAGAUCCUCCUACGCGCGAUUCUCUUUUGCUGUGUGAUCCUCGUCAUAGUCGUGCAGAUGCGAAAUUACUUCUUCUUCAAAGAAGGUGGUUGGCUAGAGUACUGGAAAGCCAUUUGGUCGACUCCCCUCGGGGCUCGUGUUUGCCGUUCGGUGGACUCCUAUAACCCAUGGGUUAUCACCGCACUAAGCCCCCUGGUGAUAUAUGGGGUUUUCAGGAGAGGUUAUACAGAGGAAUCACUUCUAGUGAUUCGAGGCUUCGGGAUCCAGACUUCCACUUCCUCUUCCACUUACCUCUCAACGGCUGCCACGCGCUUUAUCCCUACAACACAGAUCCAAGACAUUGUGAUACAUGAGGCUUUCAAGGGCUUUGAGGUCCGAUUCUACCUCGCCGUUAUUGUGGAAGGAGAGCCGGAGGUGUUGGUAGUAUUUCCAAAAUUGUUACCGAAGCGAGAAAUCUUAGAAGAAGUCUGGAGGGGUUCGCGCCGCUGUCUCUAUGAUGCGAAGUCAUGA